Messenger RNA from Scleropages formosus (Asian bonytongue), 4999 nucleotides. It is a transcript of the gene erbb2, whose product is annotated as erb-b2 receptor tyrosine kinase 2. The transcript is spliced from 27 exons. Gene Ontology annotation, biological process: neuron differentiation; positive regulation of MAPK cascade; positive regulation of kinase activity. Gene Ontology annotation, molecular function: ATP binding; transmembrane receptor protein tyrosine kinase activity. Bases 184 to 4026 code for a protein of 1280 amino acids. Gene Ontology annotation, cellular component: plasma membrane; signaling receptor complex; basal plasma membrane. Lineage: Eukaryota; Metazoa; Chordata; Actinopteri; Osteoglossiformes; Osteoglossidae. The record is from RefSeq and is a predicted model, not a curated record.
CGUGGAGUAGUCAGUCGGUCUAUCGGGCCGUCCGUCGCGCAGUUACUGACUAACUAACUAAGUAACUGACUAACUAGUCACUCGACCGCUCGCUGGGAGCGCGCGCGAAGACCCUUCUUGCCGUUUGUGCGACGAACGGCGAGCGCUAUGGACUGAGUAGCAGCGCGUGCUCCCUCCCUCCCCAUGGAGCCGCUCGGGAGUUCGGUGCUCGUGGCCGGGCUGCUGCUGCUGCUGCUGCUGCUCGCGAGCGCGCGCGCCAGGGAAGUGUGCCUGGGCACCGAUAUGAAGCUUGCGCUGCCGUCCAGCUUGGAGAACCACCACAGAAUCCUGAAGCUGCUCUACACGGGCUGCCAGGUGGUGCACGGCAACCUGGAGAUCACUCACCUGCACGGGACCCCGGACCUCAGCUUCCUUCAGGACAUUGCUGAGGUGCAGGGCUACGUUCUCAUCUCCCACGUGUCUGUUGACGUGAUACCGCUGGACAACCUGCGAAUCAUCCGGGGCAGCCAGCUGUACAACUCGAGCUACGCUCUGGCCGUGCUGGACAACACGGUCAAAAGUGCCGGGGGCCCGGGGCUCCGAGAACUUCGUAUGAAAAGUCUGACGGAGAUCCUGCUGGGUGGGGUCUACAUUUGGGGAAACCCCCAGCUGUGCUUCCCGAACCCCCAGCGGAUGCAGUGGAGCGACGUGCUGGAUGAGCAGAAUCCCCAGAAAGUCCUGCACCUGCAGCCGCGAUCGUCACUCUGCCCAAACUGCUCAGCGAGCUGUGGAUCUCGGGGGUGCUGGGGGCCGACGGAGCAGGACUGCCAGAUCUUGACACACCUGCAAUGUGCGUCCGGCUGUUUGCGCUGCAAGGGUCCGCACCCCAACGACUGCUGCCACAAGCAGUGUGCCGCCGGCUGCACGGGGCCCAAGGACACAGACUGCCUGGCCUGUCGCCACUUCAACGACAACGGGGUUUGCAAAGACAACUGUCCGUCGGCCAACAUCUACGACCCGGUUACCUUCCAGUUGAAGCCCAACAAGAACAAGAAGUUCAGCUUUGGUGCCACCUGUGUGAAGGAGUGUCCUCGAAACUACCUGGCCAUGGAGAUGGCCUGCACCAUGGUGUGCCCCAAUUCCAACCAGGAGGUCAUUGUCACCGACACCGAAGGCAAUAUGACCAAUAAGUGUGAAAAGUGUGAUGGGGAUUGUCCUAAAGUGUGCUACGGGCUUGGCAUGGACAGUCUACAGGGAGUCCUUGCCAUCAAUUCCUCCAACAUCGGCCUCUUUGACGGCUGCAAGAAGAUCUUCGGUAGCCUGGCCUUCCUGCCACAGACCUUCACUGGAGACCCGCUGAGAAACAUUUCGGCACUGGACCCCAAUCAACUGGGCGUGUUCAGAAGCCUACGGGAAAUCACAGGGUACCUUUACAUCGAGGCCUGGCCAGAAACCUGGAGGAACCUAAGCGUGUUUGAGAAUUUGGAAUUCAUCCGAGGAAGGAUGUUAUACAGGGGUGUGUUCUCGCUGGGUGUGCAAUCGCUGAACGUCGAGUCCCUCGGGCUGCGCUCUCUGCGCAACGUCGCCGGGGGCCUCAUCCUGAUACACAACAACUCGCGCCUCUGCUACACGUCAUCGCUACCCUGGAAGGCGCUUCUGCCACCGGACCGGAGCGCACAGUUUAUUGUCACUGCCAACCGCAGCCCGCAGGAUUGCGCUGCGGAGGGCCACGUGUGCGACGCCCAGUGUGAGGGCGGCUGCUGGGGACCCGGCCCCGGCCAGUGCAGGUCCUGCCAGAAGAAGCGGCGGGGGAGCGAGUGUGUGGAGGAGUGCAACAUCCGCCAGGGGGCAGAACGCGAGUACGAGGAGGAUUCCCGCUGCCUCCCCUGUCACGGCGAGUGUCGGCUGCUCAACGGCACGGACUCCUGCGCCGGUCCGGGAGCGCACCAGUGCCGCGAGUGUCUCCGCUUCCAGGACGGCGACGUGUGCGUGUCUCGCUGCCCCAGCGGCGUCAAGGAGGAUCAGUACACUGUGUGGAAGUAUCCCGAUGCCACGGGCCGCUGCCUGCCCUGUGAGGUCAACUGCACCCUAUCGUGCAAGGUGUUGGACGAGCAGGGCUGCCCCAUAGACCAGAGGGCUGGCCCUGGUACCACCAUUGCGGCCGUUGUGGGUGGAGUUAUACUCUUCCUCAUCCUGGUAGCAAUUCUGGUCUUCUACCUGCGUAGGCAGAAGCACAUGAAGAGGAAGGAGACCCUGAGGAGGAUCUUGCAGGAACAUGAGCUGGUGGAGCCGCUGACGCCCAGCGGUGCCGUGCCCAACCAGGCACAGAUGCGCAUCCUGAAAGAAACCGAGUUGAAGAAGGUUCGAGUUCUGGGCUCAGGGGCCUUUGGCACCGUGUACAAGGGCGUGUGGACUCCAGAUGGGGAGAAUGUGAAAAUCCCAGUUGCUAUUAAAGUGUUGCUGGAGAACACCUCACCCAAGGCCAAUAAAGACAUCCUGGAUGAGGCCUACGUGAUGGCAGGCGUCGCCAGCCCCUACGUGUGCCGACUGCUGGGCAUCUGCCUCACGUCCACGGUGCAGCUGGUCACUCAGCUCAUGCCGUACGGCUGCCUGCUGGACUACGUGCGGGAGAACAAGGACCGCAUCGGCUCUCAGUAUCUCCUCAACUGGUGUGUGCAGAUCGCCAAGGGAAUGAGCUACCUGGAAGACGUUCGGCUGGUUCACCGAGACCUGGCGGCCCGCAACGUCUUGGUGAAGAACCCCAACCACGUCAAGAUCACCGACUUCGGCCUGGCGCGUCUGCUGGACGUCGAUAAGACCGAGUACCACGCCGAUGGGGGCAAGGUGCCCAUUAAAUGGAUGGCUCUCGAGUCCAUUCUGCACAGGAAGUUCACCCAUCAGAGCGACGUGUGGAGCUACGGGGUGACGGUGUGGGAGCUGAUGACGUUCGGAGCCAAGCCCUACGAUCAGAUCCCAGCACGAGACAUCCCGGAGCUGCUGGAGCAGGGGGAGAGACUGCCGCAGCCGCUCAUCUGCACCAUCGACGUCUACAUGAUCAUGGUGAAGUGCUGGAUGAUCGACCCCGAAAGCCGUCCCAGGUUUCGCGAGUUGGUGACGGAGUUCAGCACCAUGGCCAGAGACCCAUCCAGAUACGUGGUCAUCCAGAACGACGAGCAGAUGAGCCUCUCGAGCCCGGUGGACAGCCACUUCUUCCGCACGCUGCUGGAGGAGGAGGGCGCCGGCAUGCAGGAGCUGCUGGAUGCCGACAAGUACCUGGUCCCUCAGCCUUCGUUCCCCGGGCCCCAGAUGAGCAACGGAUCCUUCGGGCACCACUCGUACCGGAGCACGGAGCAGAGUCCGGAGACGGAAGUCCCAGCGGGAGGGAGGAGCCUGUACUCAUCGGCCAGUACCCUUGGGUGGGGUCAGCAGCCCGCCUUACCUUUGGGAGGCACGGCGAGCAGCCCUCGGCCGUCCGCGUUACCGUCCUUGUCCCGCAGCUUGUCCCAGCGUUCCGCCGGAGGACACUCGGACUCGGUGUUCCUGGACACGGCGGUGGACGGCUGUACGUCCCCCGCCGGGCGCUACAGCGAGGACCCGACGUUGGGCUGCUUUAGAGGCGCCGAGAGCACCGGGGGGCCUCCGCCAGCCUUGUCGCACACGCUCCCCCGCGGAGCGCACAGACUUCCAGAAUAUGUGAACCAGGAGGUGACGGACGGGACCGCCGACCGGCCCUGCACUUUGCCGCGCAAGAGCACGAGCGGCGUGCGGCGCCCCCACAAUGGCCUGCGGUGCGGGAACAGCGUGGAGAACCCGGAGUACGUCGUCCCGCUGGGCAGCACCUCCCCCGCUUUCGACAACCCGUACUACCUGGACCUGGCGGCCAAGCCGAAGGCCGACGCCCGGGGCCCGCGUAAGGAGCAGAGCGCGGCGCAUCCUCCUCGCCUCGCCAACGGUUUCGUCACGCCUACGGCCGAGAACCCCGAGUACCUGGGACUGGCGGACACGUGGAGCGGACGGGCGGAGCGCACCCGAGGGCGGGACGCGUAAUCGCCCUGCUGGGGUGAGCGGGGAGGCGUCUUGCAGCAGGACCGCGUCCCCCCGUUCGCAUCCGAUGACUCCGGAAGAAAAGAUGCUCCGAAAAAUCGCGUGUGUUCGUGCGACCCUCGAGGGACGUCCCGGUCGGUCGCCGUUUUCACUACGGUUUACUUUUUUUAUAUUCAGUCCCCUGCUUCGCCCGGUGCCACACGUCCCCCCCACGCUGCAAACUUAUUUCUAAAGCGUUCCACUUGUUCAGCAUCUCUAACAACGAGCUGGGUGAAAGGUCCCUUUGUCGGCGCUGUUCUGCGACCGUUUUACUUGUUUGGACUCAUUUACCGUAUCAACGGAGCACUCGAGUGCUGGUGUGCGUGAGAAAGCUGCCAUCGCACUUUCCAGAGGCUUUAGCCCAAGUGCUCGUGAACUUGGUAAAUGAGGACCGUUAACAAACUCGGUAGCCAAUGUUUCCGUCCCUCCCGUCACGCGACGAAAUUAAGGCUAUUUAUGUAUCGGUGUUGCGACAUGUAAAUCGGGUUUAUGGGGGCUGUUUAAUAUUCAGGUCUUCACGUCAAGCACUGAUAAAGCUCAGAGGAGUCCAAGUCCAUUUUGUCGGCAUGAAAACGGCUCCGAGGACCGUCUGGCUUCGCGCCGCCCGUUCCCUGAAAGCGGAACAUUAUGCGGCAGCGGGCGGAGUCGUGGGACGCGGGGGGGCAAUGGCGACCGUGUGUGUGUUCACUGACAGCCAUUGAGAACGGUGCGAACUGAAACGGGUGGGGGGGGCAAAGGGUCCGGCCAAGACCCACCCUACUGGAGCCGUACAGUGAGUUCGUGUAAAGACGCGGUGAAAUGGAAAAGGGCCUCUGGGACACCGAACAGCAUGAGCUCAAGUAAUAAACCGGCACCAUCGCAGGGCGUCCGUGUGGCACGUCGUUCGUGACCGGCGGGUCGCCUUCGUGGGUCUGUGGUGUGUCGUGGGCGGGGGGGG